AAUGGUGCGAGUUCACUCCCUACGAAGUUGGAUUUCACAAAUAUGGAGCUUUUGUCCGAACAGAGGACUUCGACAGUGAGUUCUUCAUGGGACGGCUUGUCCAGAAACGUCCAGAGCCUAGGAUUUGUUUUCUACAAGGAAUGUGGGGCAGUGCCUUUGCUGCAAGCUUGGAUGAUAUCUGCCUGAAGGUGGUUGGUAUAGGACUGGGCUUUCUUGACUCUUUCAAAGAUGUUGUCAAAGUUGUGGAUGACUGCCGAAGAUGUCAUUUCCGAGAUCCAACACGACUGAAGACUCGCUUAGUUAUACCUGGAGGCCCCUUGUUACAAAUUUUUCAGGAUUUCUUCAAGUCCCGGGUCACAUGUGGAGAAACCUUCAACUUCAUGCAGGGAUUGUAUCUCCAUAAAGAUUAUGUUAACAUCAAGAAAUUUGUGGCUUGGAGAGGCACUCAUCUGGAUGCGUUUCCCAACCAGCUGACCCCCAUGGAAGAAAGCUUGUACUUAGUGGAUGGUGGCUUUUCUAUCAAUUCUCCCUUUCCUUUGGUACUUCAGCCAGAGAGGGAUGUGGAUGUUAUUUUGUCAUACAAUUUUUCCUGGGAAGCUCCAUUUGAGGUUUUAGAGCUGACUCAGAAAUACUGCGAGGAGCGGGAAAUUCCUUUUCCAAAAGUCAAAUUGAGUGAGGAAGAUGAAAAGAAGCCAAAAGAGUGUUACAUGUUUGUGGAUGAUAAUAAUCCAAAGGCUCCCAUUGUGCUCCAUUUCCCAUUGGUGAAUGACACCUUCCAGAAAUACAGGGCUCCAGGUAUUAAACGUGAAUCAGAAGAAGAGAAAUUCUUUGGUGACUUUGUCGUGGAGUCAAAAGAUUCUCCUUACCGUACACUAAAUUUCACCUUUGAGCCAUACAAUUUCAGCAGGUUAGUUGAAUUGAACCGCUACAAUGUUCUGAACAGCAAGGACACUCUCUUCAAAACCCUAAACUUAGCUCUGCAAAGGAGAAGGUUGAAGAAAGCCAUUGAUACAUCCAAUACAUGA
Messenger RNA from Leptosomus discolor (cuckoo roller), 1025 nucleotides. The record is from RefSeq and is a predicted model, not a curated record. Lineage: Eukaryota; Metazoa; Chordata; Aves; Leptosomiformes; Leptosomidae.